AGCAAUGCCACCCCGAAGUAAACUACUCGAAUCGUUUUCCUCGACGUCUCCUCUGCUCUCGCACCUCAGCUCGUACUCUGCUCGUACAGAAACGAACGGGGCGACCUCCUCUGCUGUCGCAACCCUAGCCGCCGCCCCGUCGCCGGUCGGCUGCCGCGCCGCCGUCCGCCGCCGCUCCUCGGAUCUACAGCCCGCCCCGCAAGUCUCGGUCCAUCGACGCUCGCAGCAACCGCCCAAAGUCCCCGUGGUGUUGUCUCCCCAUCUGCCGCCACUCCCUCCAUUGGCCGCCGCCAGCAGCCGCACGAAGUAGAGGUCCCGACGGGCCUGGCCGCAAGAUCCACGGUACAGAAGCCAUUCCCCCAGGUCAAGAAAUGUCGUCAACUGGGUCUGCCGAAUGGACCGAUGAGAAUACUCGGAUUAUCGUGGAGUUGUUUGUGAAACAAGUGAAGGCUGGAAACAUGCCAAACACUCAUUUGACACCCAGUGCAUAUGAUGAGGUGGGAAAGGAGUUCUUGAUGAGAACUGGGCUUGAGUACACACCAAAGCAAGUGAGGAACAAAUGGACCAAGUUAAAACGUGAGUACAACACAUUCAAGAAGCUCAAGUUGCGCGAGACUGGAGGGGGUUGGGACUUUGAGAAAAACACUGUUAAACAAGAUAAUGAGUGGUGGAAAAAGGCGAAAGUUGACCUUCCAGGUUGUGGCAAGUUCAAGAAGCAUGGACUCCGUAACGAAGAAGGCUUGCGCGUCUUGUUUGAGGAUAUCAGUGUUGAUGGCACUGACCAUUGGAACCUCGCAUCUGGUCUGCCUCCCCCCUCUAGUUCGGCAUUGAAAACAGCCUUGAAUGUUGAUGAAAUCACCGAUCUUGAUUUGGAGGAUGAUAGUGAAGAGCAACCUUCUCCGACAGUAACUAGUUCAUCUAAUGUGAGGCUUGGGGUCACGAUUCCAGAGAAGAACAAGAAAUCGAAGACUUCACAAGUGAUGCAAGAGGAGAUUAGAAAGAUUAGUUCUAUUGCCCAAGCUUCACACACAUCGUUUCAGUCUUUUCUAUAGAAAGAUGAGACCAUUUCUGUUGCCUCUACCAUGGAUUUAGUUCGUGCUUGUGGUGCAACAUACGGCACUGAUGAGCAUUUCAUUGCUACUGAGCUCUUUCUGAAGAGAGAGCAAAGAGAGAUGUUCUUGCACAUGACAUCCGACUCUCGAAAGGGUUGGUUGCGUAGGAGGUUUGACCUCAAGUAUGGGAACUAGUUUGUUCUAUCUUAUCUUAGCUAUGGGAACAAUAUUUAUGCGUAUGUUGGUGAACCUAUUAUUAUCUUGUGCUAUCGGUACAAUAUUUAUGCCUAUGUUGGCGAACCUAUUAUUAUCUUGUGCUAUCGGUACAAUAUUUAUGCCUAUGUUGGCGAACCUAUUAUUAUCUUGUGCUCGGAACAAUAUUUAUGCUUAUGUUGGUGAACCUAUUAUUAUCUUGUCGGUGAACAUAUUUAUUCCUAUGUUGGUGAACAUAUUGUUUUGCUUGAUGCUAACUAUUGUUUGAUAUGGCAGAUGUCAUCGGAUAGUGAUAGUGAGGAUGACAAUAGUUAUGAAACAAUGAGGAAUUUGGUUAUGCAUCAACAACAUAAUAUGAACAUGCUUUGUUCAGGUGCAGCAGUCAUAUUUGGCAAGUAUUGUGAAAGUUGGAUGAUGAAGGCUGAACCUCGGAAAUCUAUUUUGAGUGGAUUUGGAUGGCUUCAAGAGACUAUUGCCACACCGGGAGAGACCUACACAAUGUUGAGAAUGACGGCAAGUGUGUUCUUUGAUCUUCAUGACUUGUUGGUACGUAACUAUGGUCUAAAAGAAACAACAUUUGUUAGCACUUAUGAGUCUCUUGCUAUGUUCUUGUGGACAUUGGGAGGUUGUGAAUCAAAUAGAAGAACUCAAAAUCGCUCCAAACAUUCAGCGGAUACUAUCCAUCGUAAAUUCCAUGAGGUUCUACAAUGUGUAGUGAACAUGGCAUCUCACUACCUUAAGCCACAAGACCCAAACUUCCACAUUGUGCAUGAUCUAAUUAAAAAGGAUAGGAGGGCUUAUCCUCAUCUCAAAGA
Messenger RNA from Triticum urartu, 2080 nucleotides. Lineage: Eukaryota; Viridiplantae; Streptophyta; Magnoliopsida; Poales; Poaceae. The record is from RefSeq and is a predicted model, not a curated record.